Molecule: messenger RNA, 925 nt
Organism: Rhagoletis zephyria (snowberry fruit fly)
Lineage: Eukaryota; Metazoa; Arthropoda; Insecta; Diptera; Tephritidae
Product: serine protease snake-like
Biological process (GO): proteolysis
Molecular function (GO): serine-type endopeptidase activity
Source: RefSeq, a predicted model, not a curated record
UCUCAACAAGGUACAUUUCAUACAACUGUGGUGAAUGGCCAGCCAGCGGCACCUAAAGAAUUUCCCUACAUGGCUGCUGUGGGUUGGCUUUCCAACAAUAAUAAAGGCAAUUCCUUUUUCUACUGCGCCGGCGUAUUAAUAUCGCCGCAAUUCGUGUUGACAGCAGCGCAUUGCACGGGCUUGGGCGGACAAUCGCCUACAGUGGUACGAGUGGGCGGCACUAAUAUCACCGAUCCGCAAACACCAAAUAUACCCAUUAAGAGAAUCAUAGUGCAUCCAGGUUAUAGGAGCGGUGCAUCUUAUAAUGAUAUUGCAUUAUUGGAAUUGGCACAGGAAUCAAGAGAAACUCCAGCUUGCUUGUGGAACCAGUACGAUGUACCACAUAACAAUGUAACAGCUCUCGGUUAUGGGCACACGCAAUUUGCUGGCACCAGCUCCAAUGUUUUGCAGAAAGCCACUUUAUUUGUUGUACCCAACGACAUUUGUAUACGGUACUAUAUGCCAGAUGAGAAUAUUCUGCAGCAAGGUUUGGCCAGCACACAGAUAUGCGCUGGUGAUCAGGAAAAUCGUCGCGAUACGUGCCAGGGCGACUCUGGCGGUCCGCUGAUCAUGAAAGUCGAUCGCGACAUCACCUAUUCGUAUGUAAUUGGUAUAACCUCAUUUGGACAGGCUUGUGGCGGUGCACCACCAAGCAUCUACUCACGCGUUUCAGCGUACAUCGACUGGAUAGAGGACAUUGUAUGGCCGAUAGCACAGCUGAGUGGUUUCGGAGUGAAUGGUUAAAAUUUUGGCGUAGAGAGAGGGAGAGAGAAGAGAAAUGAUUAUAAUUAUGUAUAAAACUAAGAGAGAAUAUUUGGAAUUUUUAGAUGUAGCUUUAAGUAAAGUACAAUUUGAAAAACUACUAUUUGUAGAUUUGCAGCGCAGA